AUGGGCAGCCGUCGGCGUUCGCAUUCCGCCUCCAGAACGCUGGACCAGACUGUCAACCUGGUGGGCCGAAUCGGGGCUAGUCUCCGCAUCUCCGGCCGGAAGAAGGCCAAGAAUAAGGAGCAUGACCGACCGGUUGCGUCCCCCACCAAACACCUCCUGACUCUGGCGUCGGCUAGACUAGGCUCUCCGUCCUUAUCAGCCACCAGAUCCCCUUCGUUGAUGCUCCGAAAUGUGAGCCGGCUGUCCCAUUCCCAAAGUGUGACUAACAGUCCUCGUGCUCCCCGAUUCAGACCCUUGGGCGACCAACUGAGUUGUCCUGCUACUCCAGAACCACAGCGUCGUAUCUUCCUGAAAGACGGCGCUACACAGCUGACAUCUCUGACUACGCUGAUGACACAUCAUCGCCACUUCUUUCUGUUCGACGAUGUUCUGCUGGUCUCCAAACAGAAGUGAGUACUUAUCUGAUCGGAAGCGAUCGCUUCCCUUCUUUUAUGGCCGUUUUACUAUUAUAUCGAUUAUGUAAUGUCCAUAUUGUCUGUUCUCAGGGGUCCCAACAGCUACAAGUUUAAGGAGAAGAUCCUCUUGAGCAAGGUGUGGGUGGCUUCUAACAACUGUACCCACUCCUUCCUCAUCGGAUGGCCACAUUACAAUUAUGUCGCUCAUUUCAGGUAAGUUAUACUGUAACUUAUAUUAAUUUUUGUAAACUUUUGAUUAUAUUUCCAGCGUAUUUUACUUUUAGUUCUGAGAAAGAGAAGGAUGAGUGGCUGGCUGGUUUAACUACUAACAUCAAGAAGAAGCUGGGCAGUUUGUAUACGACUAUAAGUGUCAUAGUAAAAGUAGAUGGACGGAAACAGGUAAGCAGUACUAUAUAUUAGUUUUAUUUAAACCAUAACAUUUAUAAUUACUGUAUUCAGCGACAACUAUAUCAUUCAAAGCAUACUGUAAUAUGAGUAAUUGUACCAUUUCAGGUACUACGUCACGAAAUAGUCAACGGAGCGACGACUUCAGAGAUCUUAAGCCAACUCGUCACCAAACUGAACCUAGGAUCAGAUACGAACAUGUUCGAGCUGUUCAUCGAGAUCAACGGAACGGCACAUCUUCUGCACGGUAUCGAGAAUGUGUACGCGAUCCUGAAGCACUACGUGGAGAAGGUCGGCUUGAACAUUGCCCAACUACAACACUUGGAUACCUGUCCUCUAGUGCAAUGUCGUCUUAUUAUCCAGCCUAGUCUGACUCCAGCUCCAGCCAACAGUCUUCUGAAUCAGGUGAAGAAGGUGAUCCUGAGCAGGAUGGAGUCGAAGAAGUUGUUCGGGAAGAAGCUCGAGGGCUCCAUGCCUCCUCAGCCAGUAUUAACCAUGAUCGACUACUUGACCAUGAACGCUCAGAACGUUGAGGGCAUCUUCAGAAAGAGUCCUAAGUUGUCGACGUUCGAAGAGCUGAAGUCGAUGCUGAAUCACGGUCAGGUGCCCAAUUUCCACGAGUUCAGUCCUCAUGUCACAGCUUCUUUAUUGAAGGUAUUUGGACAUCUUACAUCACAAACUGUUACAAUGUUUAUUAACUUUUUUUAAAUUUAUUUAAUGAUAUUACUGUAACAUUUCAGGACUAUCUCCGUUCGAUCCCUGGUCAACUUCUACUGUCAGGCAACUAUCAGAUGUGGUUAGAUGUCACCGCCCAAACCGAGCAUUCAAUCAAGAUCACCAAGUGCAAGAACCUACUACAACUUCUACCUCCCAGUCAUACCAUCUUGUUACGGUGCAUCUUACGUUUACUGAGAGGUAUUGCCAACAAACCACAGAGUCAGAUGAACAUCAAGAGUCUGGCUGUCUGUAUAGCGCCGAGUUUGUUGGAAAAUCCAGGUAAUUUUGGUUAUUAACGUAACAUCAAAGUGGCAAUUUAAUUUACUGUACAAAACUUAGUUUCCAACAGGAUUUGAACAUAAACAUCGUAUCUUUUGUUAUAAAUUGAUGGUAAUAUCUCGAACGUAACAUUAUUUUUGAAUUUAGUGGCUUCGAUAGAGGAUUCUGUAAAGAAAGUGCCAGAAUUGGCCGAGUUCCUCAUCGUGAACGCUCCAGUUCUGUUCGAGAACUUUGAGGACGACGGAGCGCUGCUUCUCAACAACCAACUCUACGAUUCCACGGAUUCUGGCCUCAGCUGUGACUUGAACAACGAUUCUGCCAAAUUGUGUGUAGCCGCCUCCUCCAGUCCGGAUUCUGUCCAAUUCGACUCUUCAUACUCAGAUGACUCCAAUUUGGGCACGGACAAAGAGAUGCCUACGGUAGGAUGAAGUCGUUCUGACAAUUUUAUUCAAAUUUUAAUUAACGUAGCAAACUACGGUGGUUCAUAAUCAGAAGCCUCAGGGCAUUAAUUUAAUGUGCUCUGAAGCCUUUUGUACUAUUAGACGGUCUUUGUCUGGUAAUUAAUGUUCUCCUUUCCAGAAAACAAAUGUCUUCCCUCGGGCUGACUAUUUCGACACCACUCCAGAAGUCAGUCCUCGCGCGUCGCCGUGGCUGAGCCGCGCCAAGACCACCAACAAACAUCGUAAAGACUACUCCUCCGACAGCACUGCCACUCUGAUCGAAGCGAACGAGACUCGAGAACGGGCUGUAAUCAGCCAUCCGAUUCGAUCACCUUGCUCAAGGUCGCCAUCUUCGGUUCCCAAGUCGUCGGUUCCGAGCUCGCCGUUAAUCUCUCGCAACUCCUCCCCUGGUCCCCACCCACCCAGUCCCCCACCGCCUCCAGGAGUCAUGUACAGUACCCGACCGUGGUGUCACGGUGCUCGUCCUACAAACCGCCGAGCAUCCAAACCUCAAAGUACAGUAUCGCAGCGAACAAUACAAAGUACAGUACACCUAAUAAUAAUAUAUCUACUCCCAACUACAACUCCCCCACCACUACUCCCAAAUACAGUAACCCCGACUACAGUACGCCCGUGAACCGUAACCCGGCCGCGGCCAAACCGCCGCUUCCGCAUCGGUUCUGGAAGCCGCCGCCGAAGACGGCCGAGGAGAUAAUUCUGGGGAACCUGGAGGUGAACUGGUCCGUGCCCACGAUCCGGUCCAUGUUCCAGAAGCAAGACCUGAAGCCGGCUCACAUCGACACAGUUUAUGCCAGAUUGGAUUUGAUUAAACAGAACAAGUCGUAA
Bursaphelenchus okinawaensis is the source of this 3142-nucleotide messenger RNA. NCBI's taxonomy places the organism in Eukaryota, Metazoa, Nematoda, Chromadorea, Rhabditida, Aphelenchoididae. The record is from the annotation of a GenBank genome assembly.